UGUAGUUGCAGAGUCAGAGCCAGAAACGUCAACAUACGCUCUCUAAUCAAGCUAUUCGGAAUAACAGUUUUUAAUUAGUCUAUUUACUGGCGUUUUGGUCUGCGCUUUGGUAGGCAAGCGAGACAUCAACAGGAUAUCUUCCGACAGAACAAUACGGUGCUGCACCUUUAUUUGACAUCUAACAGCAAUGCACGGACGAGUGAAGCUGAAGUCCACUGCCCAGCAGGAAGAAGAGAAGAGGAAAGAAAGAGAGAAGAAGCUGAAGGUCUAUGUGGCAACACGAGAUGCCUGCUUCAACAAGAGGAAAGAGGGUGCGAUGGACGAUGAGGCUCUGCAGCUUACCCAGCAGCUGCUGUCCGCUAACCCAGAUUUCGCCACCCUGUGGAACUACAGGAGGGAGAUACUCACACACCUGGAGACGGUCAAGGAACAAGAGGAGGUCCAGAAGAAGUACGAUGCGGAGCUCUCCUUCCUGGAGACGUGUCUGAGGGUGAACCCCAAGUCCUACGGCUGCUGGUACCACCGGGGAUGGGUGUGCGAUCGGCAGCCCAAGCCCAACUGGGCCAGGGAGUUAGCACUGUGCGACGAGUGCCUGGCUCUGGACGACCGCAACUUCCACUGCUGGGAUUACCGUCGCAUGGUGGUGAAGGCGUCAGGCGUGCCGGUCGAUCAGGAGCUGCAGUUCACUGAUCGCUUGAUCGGGUCUAACUUCUCCAACUACUCCAGCUGGCACUACCGCAGCACCCUGUUGCCCCUGCUGCAGCCGGAGUCUCCCGAUGCCCCCGCACCUGCCCCCGGCGCCUGCCCUCCUACCAGCUCCCCACCCAACUCCCCACACACACACUCACACAGGGUCUGUGAGGAGCAGUUGCUCAAAGAGUAUGAGCUGGUACAGAAUGCUUUCUUCACUGACCCCAACGACCAGAGUGCCUGGUUCUACUAUCGCUGGCUUCUGGGCAGAGCGGAGAGGGAGGAGAUGAUCAGCUGUGUCUACAUGACUCGAGAGGGGGAGCGCGUCGUCGUGGGCUUCUCCAGACCCGUCAACGCCCAGGGGGUAGGCUUGAUGCUGAUAUUGGAUGGUAAGCCCCAGAGGGUGCAGUGGAGGAGCGCCCCUCCUGCAGCCAGACACACUCCUGUCUGGAUAUGUGAGCUUCCUCCAGGCUCCAUCAGUGACCUCAACAAUGAGCACAACCUCACCAUCAUCUGGACCGAGAAGCACACACAAAGAGAGUGUGCCCUCUACACAGGGCGAGCGGAGAGCUGGUGCAGGGACUCUGCCACAGACCAGGAGCUUUUCAGGAGUGAGCUGUCUGUGGAGAAGACGUCAGUGCUGCAGUCGGAGCUACAGUCCUGUAACCAGCUGCUGGAGCUGGAGCCAGAGAACAAAUGGUGCCUUCUGACAAUCGUGCUGCUGAUGCGAGCACUGGAUCCCCUGGGCUACGAGAAGGAGACACUCAACCACUUCCAGAAACUCAAGGAGGUGGACUCCAUGCGCACUAACUACUACAGUGACCUGUGCAGCAAGUUUAUGAUCGAGAACACCAUCCUCAAGAUGGAGUACGCCGAGGUCCGCGUCUUCAGCAUCUCAGACAAGAACCUCACCACCCUGUGUCACCUGGACCAGCUGCUAUUGGUCACUCACAUGAACCUCUGCACCAAUCAGCUCUCUCGAAUCCCACCACACUUCUCAAUGCUGCAGUGCUUAGAGGUGCUUGAGGUGAAUGACAAUGUGCUGGAGAGCCUGGAGGGUCUCCACAGUCUGCCCAAGCUGGAGGAGUUGUCCCUGAAGAACAACAAAAUCUCCUCGUUGUCCCAGCUCCGGCCGCUGGCCUCCUGCACUAAGCUGAGUCACCUGGACCUGCGCGGGAACCCCGUCACCCAGACGGAAAACAUCGCCGCAGAGCUCGCCCAGCUCCUGCCCUCUGUCACCGACCUCAUGCUCUGAUGAUGACCCCCAUCCUUCCCUCUACACACACACACACACACACACACACUACUCACCAAACCAAACCAAAUCACAUCACUCCAACCUGACACAUCCUCUUCUUCUGUGUGUGUGUGAAAGUGUCUGUCUGUGUGUGUGCGCGUGUGUCUGGGUGUGCGCACGUGCGUCUGUGUGUGUGUGUAUAUGUGUGGCAUUUGAUAGUGUUCAGCCAUUAGUAGAGUGUAUGUGUGUCCAUGUUCAUACACACGGUUAUGCAGGCAGGCAUGCACACGUGGGCAUUUGUGUGUGUUCAGUUCAAUUUGCAGUGUUGAUUCAGCACGUUAGAGAGUGGAAUGUAACACUCGGGCAUUAGCACUGCAAAGUCGUGUGUGUGUGCGCCUGUGUGUCUGACUGUGUCUGUGUCUGUGUCUGACUGUGUGUAUGUAGUAUAUUGUCUGUGUGUGUGUGUGUAGUGUGGAUCUGUCUGACGAUGAACACGUCAGCCAGCCAGCCUUUUUCCAGCUCCAGUCUUCACUGUGAGGGAGCUGCGAUGUCGUUACAGGUGUCUGACAUCAACCACUAUUUAUUCACCCUCUCCCUCUCCUCAAGGCACUGUAACUAGAAGUGUUCUGAUUUUAUACUUGUUUUGUGUAUGUGUGAAAGAGGGAGGGAUAUAUGAGUGUGUGUGUCUGUCUGUCUGCACUGGGUGUCUGUUUUUUUUGGGUGCGUAGCUGCUAUUAAAAAAAUGUUUUGGUUACUCCAUUUCUUGGUAAUCCAGCACACCUAACUGCAUGUUAAAAUCUAGUAAUAAAGCAGCAUUCUUUUAUGUGUGUGUGUGUGUGUGUGUGUGUGUGUGUGUGUGUGUGUGUCCGUGCACGUGUGUGAAUGUACGCAUGUGUGUGCGUGUGUGUGUCUGUACGUACGUGCGCAUGUGUGUGUGUAUGUGUGUGUGUGUGUGUGUGUGUGCCCCCGUGUCUCUAUGCGUGUCAUUGUGUGCG
Molecule: messenger RNA, 2922 nt
Organism: Engraulis encrasicolus (European anchovy)
Lineage: Eukaryota; Metazoa; Chordata; Actinopteri; Clupeiformes; Engraulidae
Gene: rabggta
Product: Rab geranylgeranyltransferase subunit alpha
Exons: 17
Coding region: 188-1945 (585 amino acids)
Biological process (GO): protein geranylgeranylation
Cellular component (GO): Rab-protein geranylgeranyltransferase complex; cytoplasm
Molecular function (GO): Rab geranylgeranyltransferase activity; zinc ion binding; protein binding
Source: RefSeq, a predicted model, not a curated record